Siniperca chuatsi (mandarin fish) is the source of this 10108-nucleotide messenger RNA. It is a transcript of the gene notch3, whose product is annotated as notch receptor 3. The record is from RefSeq and is a predicted model, not a curated record. Gene Ontology annotation, molecular function: Notch binding; calcium ion binding; signaling receptor activity. Gene Ontology annotation, biological process: Notch signaling pathway; cell differentiation; multicellular organism development. Bases 273 to 7700 code for a protein of 2475 amino acids. The transcript is spliced from 33 exons. Gene Ontology annotation, cellular component: membrane. NCBI's taxonomy places the organism in Eukaryota, Metazoa, Chordata, Actinopteri, Centrarchiformes, Sinipercidae.
GAGAGAGAGGGAAGAGGCGGAGUAGUACCAGAAGCUGGGACAGAUCGGGAAGGAAAAGUUUUUGAAAAGUUUCAGGAGGUUAACCGAGAAUCACAGCAGCCGUGGCCGAGCUGCGGAGGAUAAUACGAGAUUGGGACCUAACGCUACGCUUUCCGGCUAACUUUAUGAAAAAUUCCCCAUCGAUUUUGGAGCCUUUAUUUUUAUGUGAACUCAUUAAAGGAUGUAUUUCUACUAAAAGCCCUACUUGAAACGCUGGAAACGUUUCCACCGAAAUGGAAGGGAAUAUUCCAUGGAUUAUUUUGUCAUUUUUAUUGUUUAUGCAUAUUUGUGAAGGGUUCCUUUGCUUGGAUAAAUACAGACCAUGUGAAAAUGGAGGGACAUGCUUAGAUUCACCCUCUCUAUGCAUAUGUCGUCCCGGAUACAUUGGUCCUCUCUGUCAGCACCUGGAUCCCUGUCAUCGAUCGCCAUGUCUGAACGGAGCAGCUUGCAAGAGCCAGGUGGUCAAUGGUAUCCCACAAUACACCUGUGUGUGCCAGAGAGGGUUCAGAGGCCAAGACUGCUCCCUCAUUGAUGCCUGUGCCACAAGUCCCUGUGCCAAUGGGGCCCGUUGUGCCAAUUGGAAUAACCACUACAACUGUUCCUGCCCACCUGGCUUCCAGGGAAAGAACUGCCGCAAUGACAUUGACGAGUGCCGCAAGCCAGGCGUGUGCCUCAAUGGUGGCCUCUGCAUUAACACCCAUGGGUCCUUCCGCUGCCAGUGCCAACCUGGAUACAGCGGGCGCACAUGUGAGGUGUCCACCCUUCCCUGUGCCCCAUCUCAGUGCCUUAAUGGGGGCACCUGUCGACAGACCAGCGACCAUUCCUACGAGUGUGCUUGCCUACCAGGGUUUGAGGGACACAACUGUGAGAAUAAUGUGGAUGACUGUCCAGGUCACAAGUGUAUGAAUGGAGGAAUAUGUGUGGAUGGAGUCAACACCUACAAUUGCCAGUGCCCACCAGAAUGGACAGGGCAAUACUGUGCUGAGGAUGUCAACGAGUGUCUCAUGCAACCAAACGCUUGCCAUAAUGGGGGUACUUGCUUCAACACCAUCGGUGGUCAUACCUGUGUCUGCGUUAAUGGUUGGACUGGAGAUGACUGCAGUGAGAACAUUGAUGACUGUGCCAUAGCCGUUUGCUUCAAUGGUGCCACCUGCCAUGACCGUGUAGCAUCCUUCUUCUGUGAGUGCCCAGUUGGAAAGACAGGUUUGCUGUGCCACCUUGAUGAUGCAUGUGUGAGUAAUCCCUGCAAUGAGGGGGCAGUGUGUGACACCAACCCCCUUAAUGGCCGUGCCAUUUGCACCUGUCCUGCUGGCUUUGUAGGAGGUGCCUGCAACCAGGACAUGGAUGAGUGUUCAAUUGGUGCCAACCCGUGUGAGCAUUUUGGGAAAUGUGUGAACACAGAGGGCUCCUUCCAAUGUCAGUGUGGUCGGGGCUAUGCCGGCCCGCGUUGUGAGAUUGACAUCAACGAAUGUCUGUCCAUGCCCUGCCAAAAUGAUGCCACUUGCCUGGACCGCAUCGGAGAGUUCACCUGCAUCUGCAUGCCAGGCUACAUGGGGACUUAUUGUGAGAUUGACGUAGAUGACUGUGAGAGCAACCCCUGUGUGAAUGAUGGCAUCUGUCGGGACAUGGUCAAUGGCUUCACAUGCACCUGCCAGCCAGGGUUUACUGGCACCAUGUGUCAGAUCGACAUAGAUGAGUGCGCCAGCACGCCCUGCCAGAAUGGAGCAAAAUGCUACGACCGGCCUAAUGGGUUCGAGUGCCGCUGUGCUGAAGGUUAUGAAGGGACACUCUGUGAGAGUAAUAUCAACAACUGUCAGCCUGACCCAUGUCACCAUGGUACUUGCAUAGAUGGCAUUGCCAGCUACACCUGUAACUGUGAUGCUGGCUACACAGGCUAUCGCUGUGAGAACCAGCUCAAUGAGUGCCACAGCAACCCUUGUCAGAAUGGGGGCAAGUGUGUGGACCUGGUCAAUAAGUACAUCUGCCAGUGCCAACAUGGAACCUCAGGCACAAACUGUGAGAUAAACUUUGAUGAUUGUGCCAGUAACCCAUGUGAUUAUGGCAUCUGCAAAGAUGGCAUCAACCGCUAUGACUGUGUUUGCAAACCUGGCUUCACUGGUCCCAAGUGUAAUGUGGAGAUAGAUGAGUGUGCAUCAAGCCCCUGUAGGAAUGGGGGAACAUGUGUGGAUGAGGAGAAUGGAUUUCACUGCCAGUGUCCUGAGGGCUUUAAGCCGCCUUAUUGUUACUCCCAGGUGGACGAGUGUGGCAGCAGCCCAUGUGUCCAUGGCUCAUGCCGGGAUGACAUCAAUGGUUACCGCUGUGACUGUGAGCCUGGAUGGGUGGGGAAGAACUGUGACCUGGACAGGAAUGACUGUUUGCCGAGUCCCUGCCAGAAUGCUGGCACGUGUAUCGACCAGCUCAAUGGCUUUACCUGCAAGUGUCGCCAAGGCUUCAGAGGUAACCUCUGCCAGGUGAACAUCAACGAAUGUUCAUCCAGUCCCUGUCUGAACAAGGGCUCUUGUGUGGACGGUGUGGCAAGUUUCACCUGUCUGUGUGAGCUUCCUUACAGUGGACCCACUUGUGCUGAGGUCCUCACCCCUUGCUCCCCUAACCCCUGUGCCAAUCAUGCCAUCUGUACACACACACCAGACUACUUGGGCUAUCAAUGUAACUGCCAGCCAGGGUGGCAAGGUCAGUUAUGUAACAUUGAUGUGAAUGAAUGCAUCUCAAACCCCUGCAAGAACCGUGGGACAUGCACUAACACACUUGGAGGCUUCCUGUGCUCCUGCAGAGCUGGAUAUACAGGGAUGACCUGUGAAACAGACGUCAAUGACUGUGCUCCAAAUCCGUGCCUAAGUGGAGGUUCCUGCACAGAUGGUGUGAAUACCUUCCACUGUAGUUGCCUACCAGGCUUCAGUGGGCCCCGCUGUGCUUUAGAGAUCAAUGAAUGCCAGAGUUCCCCCUGCAAAAAUGGAGGCAAAUGCACAGACUAUGUUAACUCCUACACCUGCACCUGUAGGCCUGGCUUUACUGGCAUCCACUGCGAAACCAACAUCCCUGAUUGCACUGAAAGUUCUUGCUUCAAUGGAGGGACGUGCACAGAUAAAAUCAACGGCUAUUCCUGUACCUGCCGCUCAGGCUUCACUGGCUCCCACUGCCAGUACGAGGUCAACGAGUGUGACUCCCAGCCCUGCCUCAAUGGAGGCAUCUGUCAAGAUGCCCUGGAGUCCUUCCGUUGCUCCUGCCCCAAAGGCUACACUGGCAACCGCUGCCAGACUCCAGUCGAUUGGUGCAGACGCUCAUCUCCCUGCCAAAAUGGAGGACGCUGUCGCCAAAAGGAUGCUUCCUUCAUCUGUGAUUGUACUAAUGGCUGGUCUGGACGUUACUGUGACAUCCCUAGGGUCUCCUGUGAGACAGCUGCUCGCCAGAGAGGGCUCCAGACAGAUGAGCUAUGCCACCACAGUGGUCACUGUGUCAACACUGGGAAUACCCACUAUUGUAAAUGUCCUGCUGACUACACUGGAAGCUAUUGCGAAAGCCAAGUGGACCACUGUGAAGACAAACCCUGCCGCAAUGGCGCCACCUGCAGGGGCUAUGUGGGAGGGUACCAGUGUGACUGUAUGCCAGGCUAUACUGGACAGAACUGCGAGAUAGAGAUCAAUGAGUGCCAGUCUCAUCCUUGCCAGAAUGGAGGCACUUGCAUUGAUCUGGUGGGACAUUACAUCUGCUCCUGUCCCCCUGGCACACUGGGUGUUCUCUGUGAGAUCAAUGAAGAUGACUGUGCUCCACCCCUGAGGCUGCGCAGCGCUCCUCCUAAGUGCCUUAACAAUGGCACCUGUGUGGACAGAGUGGGUGGAUACCGCUGCAAUUGUCCCCCUGGAUUUACAGGAGAAAGAUGUGAGGGAGACAUAAAUGAGUGUCUCUCUGACCCCUGCAGUCCCUCCAACAGUCUUGACUGCAUCCAGUUGCCCAAUGACUACCAAUGUGUCUGCAAGCCUGACUUCACAGGUCGGAGGUGUCAGAGCAGGUUCAGUGUGUGUGAGUCUCAGCCUUGUCAGAAUGGAGGAGCCUGUUCUGUAGCCAGCUCUGCACUGGGAUACACCUGCACAUGUCAGCUUGGUUAUACUGGGCCAAAUUGUGAAAGAAGUAUGUCCUGUCGGGAGCUGUCCUGCUACAAUGGAGGUAGCUGUGCAUUUACUACAAGGGGGGCGCGUUGCACCUGCCUGCCAGGUUAUGGCGGGCCCCAGUGUCAGCAUCACAGUAAUGAAGGCUGCUCUUCCCAGCCCUGCCGGAAUGGAGGGUUGUGCACUGAAGAGACCAGCUUCCCAUUCUUCCAUUGCCAGUGUCCCAGUGGCUGGACAGGUAAACGUUGUGAGCAGAGCAGCAGAUCCCCUGAGCUCCCAGCACCCUCAUGCCCCCUAGCAGACUGUCAUGGCAAAGCCAAUGAUGGUAUUUGUGACAAGGAAUGCAACACGUUCCCUUGUCGGUGGGACGGUGGCGACUGUUCUCUAGCAGUGAACCCCUGGGCUCGUUGUGCAGACCCUCGCUGCUGGCGUGUCUUCAACAACAGCCAGUGUGAUGAGUCCUGCAACAACGCUGACUGUCUGUAUGACAACUUUGACUGCAGAAACAAGGAGAAAAUUUGCAAUCCAAUAUAUGAAACCUACUGUAUUGACCACUAUGCUGAUGGACGGUGUGACCAGGGCUGCAACACAGAGGAGUGUGGCUGGGAUGGCUUGGACUGCGCAGGGAAGGUUCCAGAAGAUCUUGCUGAUGGUGUCUUGGUUUUGGUAGUCCUACUGCCGCCAGAGGAGCUUCUCCGCACCAGCACAGCUUUUCUGCAGAAAUUAAGUGCUAUCCUACACACUACACUGCGCUUCCGGCUGGACCACAAUGGAGAAGCCAUGAUCCGCCCCUACACCCGCCAAAAGUCACACUUCAAGCGGGAGCUGCAGCCUCAACAGGAGGUCAUUGGCUCCAUAGUGUACCUGGAAAUAGACAACCGUCUGUGCUCUCAGGGGUCUGAGGACUGUUUCCCUACAGCUGACAGUGCUGCAGAGUACCUGGGAGCUCUGUCAGCUGUAGAAAUGCUCCGCUUCCCUUACCCUAUCAAAGAAGUCCGUGGUGAAAAGAUUGUUUCCGAACCUGAUUUGGUCAAGCUGGUACUGGUGGGGAUAGCUUCUCUUUUCCUUUUGGUCAUCCUUGUGGUUGGCAUGUUGAUUGCUCGUAGAAAGAGAGAACACAGUACCCUUUGGUUCCCUGAGGGUUUCUUCCUCAAAAAGGAACCCAGGGAACACAAGAACCGCAGGGAACCCGUGGGCCAGGAUGCUCUUGGAAUGAAGCACAUGCCAAAAACUGUGGAGGAAUCUCUCCUUGGAGAUCACAGUGAUCAGUGGAUGGACUCAGACUGCCCAGAGGCAAAAAGGCUCAAGGUUGAGGAGCCGAGUAUGCUCUCAGACAGUGAAGAUGCAGUGGACAGCAGGCAGUGGACACAGCAUCACCUUGCAGCUGCAGACAUACGUGUGCCUCCCACCAUGGCCCUCACCCCACCUCAAGGAGAGUUUGAAAGCGACUGCAUGGAUGUUAAUGUCCGAGGCCCAGAUGGUUUUACACCUCUGAUGCUGGCAUCAUUCUGUGGAGGCGGUUUAGAGCCUGAGGUAGCAGAGGAGGAAGAGAAUGAGGAAUGUUCAGCCAACAUCAUCUCUGACCUAAUCUACCAGGGCGCAUCCCUUGCUGCCCAAACAGACCGCACUGGUGAGACGGCGCUCCACCUGGCUGCCCGCUACGCCCGUGCUGAUGCUGCUAAAAGGCUGCUGGAUGCCGGGGCAGAUGCCAAUGCUCAGGACAACACAGGACGUACACCGCUACAUGCUGCAGUGGCUGCAGAUGCACAGGGUGUCUUCCAGAUUCUGAUCCGAAACAGGGCUACAGAUCUCGACUCCCGUAUGUAUGAUGGUUCCACUGCGCUGAUCCUGGCAGCACGGUUGGCAGUAGAGGGCAUGGUAGAGGAACUCAUCACUUGUCAUGCUGAUGUCAAUGCAGUUGAUGAAUUGGGUAAAUCUGCUUUGCACUGGGCUGCUGCCGUUAACAAUGUGGAUGCCACUGUUGCCCUGCUGAAGAAUAGUGCAAACAAAGAUAUGCAAGAUCUCAAGGAGGAGACCCCUCUGUUCCUUGCAGCCCGUGAGGGCAGCUGUGAGGCUGUGAGGGUGCUGCUGGCUCACUUUGCAAACAGAGAGAUCACAGACCAUAUGGACAGGUUGCCAAGGGACAUUGCUCAGGAGCGUAUGCACCACGACAUUGUGCAGCUUCUUGAUGAGUACAACACAGUAAGGAGUCCACAGGGCCAUGGAGGGGUUGGACACCACCUCACUGGGGGACACACUCUGUCUCCUGUCAUGUGCCCUCCCAGCGCCUUCCUACCUAGUCUGAAGAAUACCCCACAGGGCAAGAAGAACCGUCGGCCUGGGGCCAAGGGUUCUAGCCUGGGAGGCCAACAUGCUGUCAGUCUGAAGGAGUCAGUCAAGGCCCGCAAUAAGAAGCUGACCUUGGACAUGCAGAGUGCCUUACUGGAGAGCUCAGUUACCCUGUCCCCAGUCGACUCACUGGACUCACCCCACGGGGGAGCUAGCAAUGCUGGCUACAUCACCAACCCCACUUCCCCCGUGGCCAUGCAGUCACCAGGGCUCUUCCACUCCUCCAUGUCUGUCCCAAAUACCCCAAUGGUACAUAGUAGUAUGUUGGAAGGAGGUGGCCCCUUUGCUGUGUCUCUAGCCCAACUCAAUGAUCUGGGAGCAGGAGGAAUGUCCUUGCAGGGACGUGUCUCCAUGGCUUCUGAUGUUAACCAUGGAUAUGUGCUGAGUUCAGGCCAGAUGGGUCUCAACAUGGGCAUGGUCAGUCCUGUCAGUGUGCCCUUUGACUGGCACAACCGGAUGCCCCCCUCCUCCCAGUGUGGUCAGCAGGUGGUGAAUCUUGUGCAGAGUAGCCAGGCAGGCAUGCACCCCCAGAGCCCAGCCAUGCAGCAGCAGAACAUGCUGAUGCACCAACAGCAGUUAUACCGUAAUUCCAUGCUACAGCCCACACCUAUUACUUCCACACCCACUAUCAGCCCAGUCAAGCUGCCCUCCAUUGCUGAGCAGCAGCAGCAGCAACAACAACAGCAGCAGCAGCAGCAGCAGCUCAUCAGCCACACCAUUACCAACCAGCAGAGCAUGGCCCGCAUGGGCACCUCCACCCCACCGACACCCCAGACCUCCCAGCCCCCACCAGCCUUCUUCCAGCCGCAGCAGAUGCCUCAGCAACCUUCUCAGCCACAGCCUCCUGCUCAGCCCCCACAAGCAGCCACGGCAGCAGCCCAGCCCACUCAGGCUCUGCCCUCCCAGCCUAGUAUGAGCACUGCAGGAACGGAGGAUUACCCAACCCCUCCCUCCCAGCACAGCUACUCAUCCGCACUAGAUGCCACGCCCAAGCAUUACCUUCAUUUGCCCAGUGAGCACCCUUACCUUACCCCCUCCCCAGAGUCUCCAGAGCCCUGGUCCAGCCCUUCUCCUCACUGCGUCUCUGAUUGGUCAGAUUCCACACCCAGCCCAGCAGUUGCUGGCCCUGCCCAGACCCAAAUUACUCAAAUCCCAGAGGCCAAUGGCAAGAUGCAGGUGUUUGCGUGAAGCUCUCAUGGCCCCUGUUUGAAAGGGGACUUGGUGUAAAAGAAAUUGUGGACUGGCUCUUGGGCCUGUCUGUGUUUAUGUGUCAGCCUGUUUCCAAGAUUUUCAUUGGAUUUGGAUUGACUACGUUCAUCAUGAGGACCGUCUGCUAGUGAUUUUUGCAGAGAAAAAAGUAAAGGGAAAUGUUUGUUGUCUGAAAAAAACAGCAGACAAUUUAAUGAAGUAAUUCUGUCACAGAUGGACUUGUUUUUUAUUAUAAAAAAAGUAUAUGAAGAAAACCAAGUCUUUCAUUUCAAAGACUUAGGGAUGCUCUCCUGGAAACUAACAAACAUUUAAAAAGUAGAUAAGAGGAAAAAGUAAAAUGUUGAAGGGAAUUCAUUUAUUUUUAUUUAUUGUUUUUAUCUCUCUGAACUGCUUUUUUAGGUGUUUUCAAACUCUUUCUGUCCUAGCUUCUCACAUAAUGUGCCCCCCCCCCCCCCUAUUUUAUACGGACCGCCUACAUUUCUAUUUAGCCAGUGUGGCAAGUGAUGGUAAAGGAAUAUAAUUCAUCAUUCAGACCAGUUAACAGACAGACAGAGGAAUUUUCACCUCUCUUGACGGAUAUUUAUUUGGGCCAACAACGGCUGGUAAGGAUGAUAAACUGGUUCUAACAAAUAUAUAUUAAGAGUUGCUCAGCAGUAGUGAUAUGUUCUGAUUUGAUUGAAUUGUGGUAACUGAUUACUUUCCAUAUGAGUGUUAUGAAUAAGAAUGUGUCUCUGAAGCACUUCAAGUGACCAGCCUCAAAGGGCAAGUGUGGGUCGAAUACAACAUUUAACUACAAUGGAUAUUUAUGAUAUGUGGGUGGCAUUUUCCUUAUGACCUUUCAAAGUAUAUCAGCAGAGUAAAGUUUUAGGUGCAAUGCUCCCAUUUCAACUGUAGUUUCUCACUGACUCUACAUGAAUCUUACCUCCAGUUCUACUGUCAGCCCUGAUACCGUCAGUUUUAAGCUUGUUUUCAUUCACUUUUUGUUUCUCUGUUUCAAACAGAGAAUUGUUUUGCCUAUAAAAUCAGCUUCUCACUGCCCUUUCUAGUUUAUGUUUAAAUUUUUUGCUUGUUGUUUUAUACUCUGUAUAUUUGUGAAAAUCAUGGACACCUUUUUUUAAACAUCACUUCGGAUGUACUAAGUUAUGCUUAUCAGCUGCUAUUUUAUAUCAUUCCUCCCUGCAAACAUUCCUCCAUUUUGCCUGUCUUGUUGAGUCUGGAUGCUGUGCCUUUCAGCAGCAUCCAACAGUAGAAUCAGAUGACAGGCAUGUAGAAGUUUAAUUUGUUGCAUCAUGUCCUUCACUGGACUAUCUGUGGCAGUUGAGGUCUCGUUGACACUCUCACCUCGUCUUUGGUGAUGUCUGUGGUGGAGUAGUGGUCAGUGUGAGGGUGUGGCUGCUGGGCUGUGACUGCUUGUGCCCUGUCACUCCUCAGGGAGGUGUUUUAUGGCAUGCAGUGGGACAGUUCCCCUGCAUCUACAGUAGCUUCCAGUCCAGGGGCCGUGGAGCUACAUCUUAAGAUGGUUGUUAGAAGAGACUGAAGGAAAGAACACUACUAUGUAGUGCUGCACCCUUUAACUUUUUACAAAAUUCUGAGAUGACACUCCCAGUCAUCCAGCUAACACCUUGUGUAAUGUCUGACCAACUCCUCCCCACAUGACCUGAGUGUGUAGGAUAGAGGUCAUCCUCUCCUUAACAUACUGAGGACAUUUCAGCAUAAAGUCAAGUGAUAAUAGAAUUUUGAGAAAGUAACCUUUGCAUUUUCAGCUUGUGACAUCAUGAACAGAAAUGAGUAGGCCACCACUCCUAGCUACUACUUUUGUGGUGACCUAACACUGCCCCUAGUUGUGUCAUAGACUGAGUUUAUAUUUCAUUCAUUGUUUUAUCCUAUAGACUCAGCUACUGUUCUGUCAGACCGAGAAAACGUGUUUGUUUGAAAAUGUUGUUGUUCAUAAUCCAGUUCACAUUUUACUUACAAGGAAACCUGUUUUUUGUUAUUUUUUUUAUUUUUAUAUAUAACUGGUCUUUCAGUUUCCCUACCAGGUCACACUAAGUGUGUUGUACAUUUCAGCCUCCCAACUUCUGUUUGUAAAUAUGUUUGUUCUGGGUAGAUCUUUGCUUGAGAAGUCUCAUGUUUCUAAAAUGAUUAUGUACUAAAAAGGACAAAAAUAAAAUGUACUUCAUUUAGCAUUAUUUGAAGCUAAGGCUGUGACUGAUAUUUUAUUGGUCUUGUGUUAUUAGAACAGUCAUAGAUAUUUCUAUCGUUAUUAAUUUCGAUACUUGUUUAAAAGUAGUUCAAAAUCAUUGUAUAUAAAACCUUUCCAUGGUUUUUCUUUCUACAGUCUAAGUUGUAAAAUAAGUUACUUAUAAUAAAAACUAUAGGGAACUACA